AUGUUUUUAUUCUCCGCAUUGCUACUGCUGUUUUUGUGUAACCGCGCAGGUGUUGUUGUUGAUCCUAGUAAUAUACUCUAUCACGAAACAUUUGGUUAUAGAUCGUUGUCAAAUAAUGGUAACGUUAGUGAUAAACGUGUUGAUAGUGAUUCGAUAUUCUUGCUAGCAUCAAUCACAAAAACAUUUCUUGCUGUAUCAGCUAUGCAGCUAGUCGAAAGAAACUUACUAGAACUUGACGAGGAAAUCAACACAUAUUUAGUCAGAUCUUCUCUACCAUCGAUCAAGAACCCUUUGUUGGUAGCAUCUGUUGAAAAUAAAAUAACAAUGAGACAUCUUUUGACUCACACGUCUGGGGUCAGCCCAAAGACAGACAGCCGAUUUUAUUUACCAUACGAUAAUUACACUAUUAAUACAACAUUAAGAGAAUUUUGUUUUGAUUAUUUACUGCCAUCUGGAAAAUUAUAUUCGUCAGAAAAUUGGUUAAAUGUCUCGGUUGGUAUGCACUACAAUUAUUCCAAUAUUGGCGCAGCCUUAGCGGGAAUGGUUAUUGAGUUGAUAUCUAAUACUUCCUACAGUAAAUAUGUGGAAGAGAAUAUUUUAAAACCCUUAAAUAUGUCUGAUGCAAGCUGGACAUUAGCUGGACUACCAAGUACAAACGACUUAGUUGAGCAUUAUGCAUUUAAUACAACUCUAGCAGACUGGUUAGAAUUUGCACCCAACCUAGAGUUUCGACAGAUAAAUGAAUCGUGGAUUCAUAUUGGGUUCUUUGGAAUUAUUCCCUAUCCAGCUGGUCUACUGCGGAUGUCAGCUCUUUCAUUAUCAAAAUAUUUGCGUAUGUUUAUUAAUAAUGGAACAUAUAUCCUAAAAUCCACCUCCAUUGAACAAAUUCGAACUGUACAAUAUCCAAACGUUUCAUCGACAUCUGGACUUAUUUGGACAUAUUUUAAUUUCCCGAACAGACCUUCAUAUCUUGGUCAUGUCGGAAUUAUGCCCGGUGUGACAACUGUAAUGGUAAUGAACCCAGAGACAAAUAUUGGUGUGAUAGUUUUAACAAAUGCUGAUACAUUAAAUACAGAACAAGGCACGGCUGUAAACAGACAAAUGAUAAACAUUGUACUUUAUUUAUUUGAUUGUUUUGAACAAAAGAUGAUGUCAGCUGUGAAAUCAAACUUUAGCAACAGAAACUCUGCUUUGAUCUCGAUUUUCGUUCUUUUUUCUCAAAUAUAUUACUCUUUUAUUAAAUGAUGUUGACUGUCGUUCUUUAUUAGCAAGUGAAUGCUCCUCAGUACAACAGUGCAAUAUAUCCUGAUAAAUCAGCAGCUGACCAGUUCAGAUGUAGCUUGUCAGUGGAACAACCACUAUCAAUCUGAUUCAUCAAACAUGUCAUGCACUAAUAUUAAUUAUGUAAGGUGCCGCUAAUGCAAAAAUCAAGUGCAAAAGCUUUUGAGUUUUCAAACACAUAUUCUGAUUCGUGAAUCUGAUCUUAUUUUUUCGAUUUGACCGAGUUUUCAUGCAGAAAACCUCAAAAUACGUGAGGGAGUCAAAAAUCUCGAAAAACCGAUUUUUCAGAAAUUCCCGAUUAUCUCCUGAUCUUUUCAUGUCCGAUCUCACCGGUGCGAUUUUUGGAUUCUGCAUUGUGAAGCACAUCUACGCACUUGUCAUUCGAUGAUUUUUCUUCCAGUUUUAAACUCUUGUAGCUGAUCAAACACUACUUUUGUGGACCAAGGCAAGGCGAAUCUUCUGGCAUAUGAAAGAAGUCUCUAGUUCUCAUGGCAAAAAACUAGAUAGCAUUGCGCAGUGAUAACCUCAAGGUUCGCGUGAUCAGUGUUUGAUCAGCUACAAGAGUUUAAGACUUGAAGAAAAGUCAUCGAAUGACAAGUGCGUAGAUGUGCUUCACAAUGCUGAAUCCAAAAAUCGCAUCGGUGAGAUCGAACAUGAGACAAUCGGGAUUUUGCACUUGAUUUUUGCAUUAGCCGCACCUUAAAUCUUUUUCUGAAGAUAUAAGUGAGAUGUUCGAUAAAAGCAGAUUUUUAAAAUUUUGUCUAGAACAUUUUAAGGGUACCCUUCUCCCUCUGUUUUUACCCUCUUGGAAAAUAGGGAAGCCUAUGUCGGGUCAGGUUCUAAUUUAUACCAAAGAUAGAACAUCGAAAAGGAAAAUCGAUGUAUUUUUGCGCAGAAUUUUCUGACGUGUAGGUUUUCUGGAAAACUUCAGUUUUCAUUGGCAAACAUUAAGACCCCUCGAACAAAUGGUGCGAUCGAGCUCAAAAUUUUACCGCAGAUACUUCAGAGCAUAUCUCAAGUUCGUUUUUUAUCUUUUCGAAAAAUAUUCUUCCCUUCUCGAGAUAUCCGAAAAAUACUGGAAAUCCCAUAUAAAAAAACGGUUUUUCAUUUUGUAAACCUUCUCACGCCAAU
Messenger RNA from Didymodactylos carnosus, 2412 nucleotides. The record is from the annotation of a GenBank genome assembly. NCBI's taxonomy places the organism in Eukaryota, Metazoa, Rotifera, Eurotatoria, Philodinida, Philodinidae.